Messenger RNA from Ornithorhynchus anatinus (platypus), 2030 nucleotides. RefSeq names its product dynein axonemal assembly factor 1 (gene DNAAF1). Gene Ontology annotation, molecular function: protein binding; dynein complex binding. The record is from RefSeq and is a predicted model, not a curated record. Lineage: Eukaryota; Metazoa; Chordata; Mammalia; Monotremata; Ornithorhynchidae. Gene Ontology annotation, cellular component: axoneme. Gene Ontology annotation, biological process: cilium assembly.
GUAGCCUAAGCGGCUAAAUGGUGCAAUAAAAAUGGACCCAAUAUUAAAACGUGACGAAGGAACCCCAAACCAACGAUGUGACCUCGGUGAGGAGCCUGAAAGUCCCCAAGAAGCAUGGAACUGGGACUGCAAAAACAAACACUGAAGAAGCUAGCUGCACUGCCAACCCAAGAUGUAAUUCCAGAAAGAGAGAAUAAAGGCAAAGAGAAACCGGAAGGCAAGUAACUAGGCAAAGAAACCCUACCGUUCAUUUCGUAAAACAGGACUUGCCACUGAAGAGAAGUCCAAGUAUCCUAUGGCUGAAAGUUGCUCUUUAACUGAGCGGAAGUAUAGAAUGACAAAGGAGUUCCUGCGAAGACUUUGCAGAGAACAGCAGCUGUAUAUGACACCAUCGCUGAAUGAUAACCUUUACUUACACUACAAAGGUUUUGACUAUAUCGAGAAUCUAGAAGAGUAUACAGGGUUACGGUGCUUGUGGUUGGAGUAUGGAAUACAGAAAUAAACUAAUUUGGAUGCUCUUGAAUUGCGUUGCCUUUACCUGCAGUUAAAUUUAAUUCAAAAGAUUGAGAACCUUGAUCAUCUGAAAAAAUUGGAUUCACUGAAUCUCAGCAACAAUAGCAUCCAAACCAUUGAGAAUCUGUCGUGUCUUCCCGCUCUAAACUCAUUGCAGAUUGCUCACAAUAAUAUCGAAACUGUCGAAGAUAUUCAACACCUCAAGGAAUGUCACAGCAUUAGUGUUCUGGAUCUUUCAUACAAACUGGAGGAUCCGCACAUCUUGUCUGUCCUGGGGUCCAUGCCAGAUCUGCGGGUACUUAAUCAUGGAAAUUCCGUCGUCAAGAAAAUUGCUAAUUAUAGAAGAACCGUUACAUGCUUAAAAGAGCUUACAUACCUAGAUGAUAGACCCAUUUUCCCCAAAGACAGAGCAUGUGCAGAAGCCUGGGCUAGGGGGGGCUAUCAGGCUGAAAACGAAGAAAAAAUGAAAUGGGAAACAAAAGAAAAGAAGAAGAUCGAGGACAGCAUUCAAGCGUUAGCUUCAAUAAAGCAAAAAGCUGAAGAAAGGAAAAAAAAAAUAAGAGAGCAAGAGAUGUUACUGAAAAAGAGUGGGAAAGGCGGCAGGAUAGAAAUGGAAACCGUUUUCAAAGGUAUGCAGAGAUUUUCUUGGAACCCCAAGGAGGCCUUUGUCGAAGACAACUCCGCAAGUACAAGUGAGAAAAAAUUUUCAGUGCUUGAUGUUACUGAAGAAAAUCUGAACGACAUAGAAGAGAUUGAUAUGUCAGUGAAAACAGGACCAGAGAAGAUGGUUACAGAUGACACAGUGCUUACCGACUUGGAUGAAGUUGAAGACUUAGAAAUUAUUUCAUGGGAGACAGAGGAUAAGUUGUUCAUUGAGGACCUGCCUGAGUUAGAAGAUGUAGAUGAUGAAGAAGCAUCAGCAAUGGAAGAUGUCGACACACAAAAACCCAAGAUUGAAGUGAUUGCAGAGGCAAGUAAUGCCCCUGAACUUCCAGUGGAGGACAAGGCUAAAUCGUCGACUCAAAAAGGAGUGAAAAAAGAAACGACAGAUUUCCUAUCAAGUGUAUUUGCCCUGUUCAAGGGCAGUUCGCAGAAGGCAGUAGGAGCUGUAGCAGAAAAACCGGAUGUGAAGCCAAAAAAAAAUUGGAAAAUCAGAAUUAGGCAAGCAAUGGCUUCAAAGCCAAUAAUUCAAGAAAUUAGUGACAACAAGCCUGAAGAUGAAGGCAACAAACCUGAAGAUGAAGACAACAAACCAACCUCUUCGAAGGCAAAGGCAGCCAAAGAAGUGGAAGCAAAAAGUGAUAAGCAGAACAAAUAAAGUGCAGUUUUAGAAGCCAGAAGACUCACCUGAUGUGGAAAUCAAGAAAAUAGGAUUUCAACUAAAUUAAGAAACAGAAGCAGACUCAUCACCGGUUAUCAUACCUCUGCUAACCAGCCAAAUUGUCAACUCUGCACUAGGCCAUUGUGUUACCUUAAGCUGGCUUCCAAUUUAGCCUUAAUAAAAACUGCUUGGUUCA